Molecule: messenger RNA, 912 nt
Organism: Sphaerulina musiva SO2202
Lineage: Eukaryota; Fungi; Ascomycota; Dothideomycetes; Mycosphaerellales; Mycosphaerellaceae
Product: GroES-like protein
Exons: 1
Coding region: 1-912 (303 amino acids)
Molecular function (GO): oxidoreductase activity
Source: RefSeq, a predicted model, not a curated record
AUGCGGCAGGCUCAGAUCAGAGCAUGGGGCGAGAAGCCUACGUUAGUCGAUUUGCCUGAGCUGCCUCCCCCUGGCGCCGGCGAGGUCAGGAUUCGAGUCGAAGCCACUGGAAUCCAUCGCGUAGUGCAGGCACGGGCGGCAGGAAAGCACUAUUCGGCAAACACGCUCCCACAUAUUCCAGGAAUCGAUGGCGUAGGAGUGACCGACAGAGGACAAAGAUGCUACUUCGUCAGCUUCAGCUCGGGAUCUCUGGCAGAUUAUGUCAAUGUUCCAAGGUCCUCAUUAUACCCAGUGCCACAGGGAGUCGACGCUCGACAGAUAGCAGCAGCCGUCAAUCCUGCCAUGUCCUCAUGGAUGGCCUUGAAAGCAAGGACGACGGCAUUACCUAAGAACUUUACAGUCCUCGUACUCGGUGCAUCUUCCGCCAGUGGGCGUGUGGCCAUACCACUCGCUCGUGCGCUGGGGGCAAAGAAGGUCAUUGGAGCAGCUCGCAGUCAGGCGACGCUAGAUACUCUCGGCCUCGAUCAGACCAUCACCAUCGCGAGCAAUGUCGAGCAGACGAACUUUGGUGAACUCGAUGACGUGGAUGUCGUGCUGGAUUACAUCUAUGGACCUCUCACCAUGCAUCUCUUCCGGUCGUUGCAGACACCAAAACCCGUGCAGUACGUCCAUAUCGGAGGCUUGGCCGCGACAGACAUGACGCUACCCGGUGAUGUGCUGAGGUCCAAGGACAUUACCAUUCGUGGCUCUGGUCCGGGUUCGUGGUCGAUGGAAGCACUGAGUCAAGCAUUGCCAGAUCUCUUGGCGGCUAUGCAACAUGUUCCCGAGCAGCCGGUUAAGGUGGCGCAGUUGGGAGACGUCGAGAAGGAAUGGGAGUAUGCGGGACCGGAGAGGUUGGUGUUUGUACCAUGA